Molecule: messenger RNA, 1599 nt
Organism: Belonocnema kinseyi
Lineage: Eukaryota; Metazoa; Arthropoda; Insecta; Hymenoptera; Cynipidae
Product: 28S ribosomal protein S27, mitochondrial-like
Exons: 4
Coding region: 188-1525 (445 amino acids)
Cellular component (GO): mitochondrion
Molecular function (GO): protein binding
Source: RefSeq, a predicted model, not a curated record
GUCAAAUUCGUUUUCGCGACUUCUCAGGAGUCUUACUCAUUUUCCCAGUUAUCCUGUCGUCAGAAAAUUUUAUUAUGUGACGAAAAUACUUCAGCAUAUAUAACGUGAAUACUAAUUAUUUAAAUGAAAAAUGAAUAUUAGUUUAUGUUCCCUAAUUUAAAAAUCGUGAAAUUAAAAUUCGACGAAGAUGUGGAAAAUUAUUAAAACAUGCGAAGGACUGUUUAUUCGUAGAGCAAACGUAAUUAAGUGCAAAAGAACUUUUCUUUCGGAUGCUUAUCGAUGUCAAGAAGAAUGGGACAAGAGGUUAGAAACUCCUUUACUCCAAAAGGUGAAACCCUUCGAUUUCUAUCUGGAGUUAGAACACAAGUACAAUACAGCGGGCAAAAUUUCUGCAGUAGACGUGGACAUUUUGGUUAACUCGCUGAAAGAUAAAGGUCACACUGAAGAUCUUCUGGACAUGCUCUACAAAUUGCGUUUGACUCCAGAAACAUCCUUCACUCUUUCAUCGACCCACUAUGCAGUGACUCGCUACCUUCUAGAGAAAGAAAGUCCUGAACAAGUUUUCGAUGUUCUGAACGACAGACUGAACUAUGGCAUAUUCCCAGAUCACCAUACUUACAAUAUGCUCAUGGACACAUAUAUAAAAAAUAAGGAUUUCCUAUCCGCUGCGAAAAUUGCCACUCUCCUUAUGCUCCAGGAAGAUGCUGAGAAUCCAAUUUCAAAUGCAUUGGCAAUCUAUUCCUGUCACAAGUACCUCGAAAAACCCGAUGACUGGAAUGCACCAGAGCCUGAAAAAGACGAGUCGACGGAAGAGGUCAAGGUCAGAGUAAGGUAUCUUCGAAAUGAGUUUUUUGACAAUCAUUUCGAUUUAACCGAACCCCUAGAUUUAAUAGGAAAGACCCUGGCAUUUUUUGGAAAACACAGGGGAGACACUCUUGGACGAACUUGUAAGUUGAGGGGACUUGUUUUAUUGAAAAAGUAUUCGACGAUUGUCAAAUUAAUCGACGAAUGGAAGGAUGUGAAGGAUGUUGUAUUUGAAGAGGUUCUCCAAUUAAUAAAAAAUGAUUCUCCAGCAUUGUUUGAAGGAGAGUUAAGCGAAGAGCUGAGCAAUUUAAAAGAGGGGUUGGAAGGACUUGAGAAAGCGAAUUUAAAAACUGGAAGCAUUGCCGAGGAAAUAGAAAGGGAUAUCAAAAAAGCGGUUGAGGAUAGAGCAGAGAAUGACAUCACAGAACAGACCAAGAAAUUUUCAGAGUGGUUGAACAUAAGAACUGAAGUCUUGCAAAAGCACCUUGCAGAAAUAAAUAAACUAGCAAGAAUAAAGAGGGUUAAGAGGAUGAAGAGAGACCUCGAAAAAACAGAACGAUUGUUGACGUUCUUCGAUAAAGAAGAAGAGAUAGAACUACAAAUCGAAAAAAUAUUGGAAAAGAAGAAAUCUAUAGCGAUAGACGAUAAAAUCUUGAAGAAGAAAUUGAAACGGGAGGAGAAUUAUGUUCCGCCCGAAGUCGGCCAAAGGAGCCGACAAUAAAAAUACGAACUAAAAAGCCAGAAACGGAAAUAGUAACGACCAAUUUUUAAAUAAAAAGAAAUAUUGUUAAAAAA